CCAACUGUGGGAGCAAUAGCUUCUGAAUUUGAACCCAGAACAGAAUUUGAGAAGAAAAUUGCUUCAUUAGUUUAUGACGACCAGGUUAUGGAGGCUCACCAAAAAGAUGGGUCAAGGCUUCUUGAAUUAAAUAAGGUAUCAGCUGAAGAUGAAAAGGACCGCCAUAAUCGAAUGGCCAAAAUGCGCAGCCUUCUCUUCCGUCAUGAAAUGAAGUCAAAACACAUAAAAAAGAUCAAAUCCAAAACAUAUCAUCGUCUGUUGAAGAAAGAUAGAUUGAAGGCAUCAUCUACACAAAGUGAAAUGGAUCUAGAAGCUGCUAAAGAACUCGCAAUGAAGCAAGAGUAUGAGAGAGCAAAGGAACGAAUGACUCUGAGGCACAAAGGUAGCUCCAAGUGGACCAAGCGCAUCAAAGAGCGUGGUAUAGAUGUCCAAGAUGAAGGAACUCGUACUGCGAUUGCCGAACAGCAGCACCUGCAUGCUCUGCUAACAAGAAAAAUGAAUUCUAUGAAAGAUGGUAGUAGCAGUAGCAGUGAUGACACUAGUGAUGAGGAUGAUGUGGAUGUAUAUUCAGCUGGUUCAGAUCAGGCUAGGGCAUCAAAGUUGUUAGAAAAAGCAAAGGAGAAGACACUUAACUUGUUGGAUGAAGAUGAUGAAGUGCCUAAAUCAGGAGUGCUUUCAUUACCUUUUAUGGUGCGUGGAUUGAAAAAAAGGAAUGAGGCAGCUGCUGAAGAAGCUAAACUUGCUCUUCAAGAGUAUGAGUCAUGGUCAAAUCAGUUGGAGGAUUCAAAUGGGGCAGAUAAUGCAAAAGUGGCCCCUCCAAGUGGUAGAAUGGUCUUCAAUGCAUCCAAGAAGGAGGCUCCAGAAUCAAGUAAUAAGACCCAAUCGGAUGAUAAGAUUAGAUCAGAUAAUUAUUAUGGUAAUAGUGAUAGUGAAGAUGACUUCGAGCCCAAAGAAAAUGUUGAUAUCAGGGAAGACAGAAGUAGUGAUUUGCAGAACAAUGGCGGCAUUAAUCCUGUCUUACUUCAUAAGGAAUCUAAAAAUCAUAAGGAUUCUCUUUUCAAGAACUUUGAUGAUAUUGUUCAAGACCCAGGUCCGAAGACAACACAUGAGGUUUCUAUUUUUGCUUCAGGCACAUGGAAAAAGAUGAAAGGUGGCAACAAUGCAGAUGCCAAUGCGAAUAAGCCUACUCGGCCCUUGGAAUCAGUUGUGCUCAAUCAAAAUUUUCAAGAACCUGUGAAGGAUUUGGACGAGUAUAGUGAUGCAGAUAGUGAGGGGCAGAUGGUAGAUGGGAUUCUUACUUCAAAGAAUGCUGGUGAUGAAGGGCAAUCAAGCAACAAUUUGAGUGUGACUACUAAUGUGAUAUACUUAUAUCGCUAUGCAGAAAAUUUAAGCUCUCAACAAAAAAUUGAGAUUACCAAGGUAGAACAGACUAAGGAGAGUUCUGGGAAUGCAAAAGAAAUUCCUGCAGGUGGAGAUGGUUUUUCUGGAAAAGGGGUUAAAGAGGAUGUGCUUGUGAAGAAGGACUAUUUAAUAUCAGCAAUGAAGGCAGUCUGUGAUAAACUUGAACAAGCCAAUGGGAAGGUUCUUGUUUCGGAUAUCAAGAAGGAUCUAGGUUACAGCGGAACUCGUCCCGGGAAUAGAGCUUGGAGGAAGAUUUGUGGCAAAUUGGAAGCUGCUGAUAUUGUGAAAAAGUUUGAAGUUCAAGUGAAUAAGAAGGUUGAGCAAUUCCUGGGUUUGCUGAAAAAGUUUUGUCCAGUGAGUUUUGAUCCAAAAAAUCCUGGGCAGGUGAAAUUCAUAAAGAAAUGUCAAACCACUGAUCUGCUUGUAGAACUUCCAAUUGAGCAUCAAAUUCAGGAAUUGAUUAAUGCUGCAGGCUCAGAGGGCAUUAUUAUGUCCAAUGUUUCGAAGAGGCUUGGAAUUGGCAGGAAAGAGAGUGAUAAGCUGAUUGAAAGUAUGUGCUCUAGGUUUGGGAUGAUUAAGAAGAAAGAAAGAAACAAAAAAAAUCCAAGAAUAUCGAGUUUGGGCACUGGGGAAAUGCAAUUCUGAAUCAGCCAAUGCAUUCCUUAAUAAAUCAGAAAAUCUCAAUCAAAAUCAAACUCUUUCCACAUGUGACUAUUCAACUUUGACAGAAACGGAAACAAAUGACACCUCAUCAGAAAGACCACCUGCUGUGUUAAAGCCAUGUAGACCAUGUCUGUCUUUGACAGUGGAUGGUUCCAUAAGGGAAGAAAGGAUAAUUAAACAGUUACAGGAUAAAGGGGAUGGAGUUCAAUCUCAAAAACGUAAACAUGCUUCCCUGAAAAGGAAGAGAACUUCUGAAGCAAGGUCAGUAGAGUUCACAGAAGUUGACGAGGUAACUAGACGGUUGAAAGAGCAGAGGCUUGCUACAUUACCUGGUUACUGAGAAAC
Prunus dulcis (almond) is the source of this 2409-nucleotide messenger RNA. RefSeq names its product U3 small nucleolar RNA-associated protein 14-like. The annotation marks the transcript as partial. Lineage: Eukaryota; Viridiplantae; Streptophyta; Magnoliopsida; Rosales; Rosaceae. Gene Ontology annotation, biological process: rRNA processing. Gene Ontology annotation, cellular component: nucleolus; small-subunit processome. The transcript is spliced from 14 exons. The record is from RefSeq and is a predicted model, not a curated record.